UCUAGAGAAUUUCGUGUUUCGUGGAGGAACUGUGCUGCUCGAUGAGCGUUGCCCAGCCGAAUAAUUUUGUAAUAACAAUUUUCCCUCAAUAAAACAUAAUUCAUCCGAAUUUUUCGCCGGUAAAAUAAUAAAUUAUUGUGCGCCAUAUAUUCUAUUGUGCAUUCAAUAAAAAUGGCGCAAAGAUUUCCGGGCCCAAAUGCCGGGAACAAUGGACCACCCCCACAGAGAUAUCCACCACCAUCUGUACCACCAAAUCUUCGUCAGUACCCAGGGCCAAAUUUCCCGAUGCAACCGAGAUCCAGCUUCACUCCACCACCUCAGAUGGGUUCUGGUGGUCCAGGACCAGGUGGAAUAAUGAGACCCAAUCAGCCCUACUCCAAUAUGCGUCAGGGCCCGAUGCCUGCACCCCCUGGAAAAAGAAGUGGUGAUCAACGUAUUCCCAUGUCUCAACAGAAACCGUAUUUUUGGAACAGUGAUUUAUCACAUUCCACAUCAAAGAAGAAGAAGAAGUUGGCUGACAAAAUAUUACCCCAAAAAGUGCGCGACCUCGUGCCAGAAUCCCAGGCAUAUAUGGACCUUCUAGCGUUUGAACGUAAAUUGGAUGCUACGAUAAUGCGUAAACGUCUUGACAUUCAAGAGGCAUUAAAACGUCCCAUGAAGCAGAAGAGAAAACUGAGGAUAUUUAUAUCCAAUACAUUUUAUCCAGCUAAAGAGGCUGGAGAAGGAGAGGAGGGCUCUGUGGCAUCAUGGGAGCUUCGAGUGGAAGGAAGAUUGUUGGACGAUACGAAGAAUGACCCUAACAAGGUGAAACGCAAGUUCUCUUCAUUCUUCAAGAGCUUGGUAAUUGAAUUGGACAAGGAUUUAUACGGUCCUGACAAUCACUUGGUUGAAUGGCAUCGUACAUUGACGACACAAGAGACUGAUGGCUUCCAAGUUAAACGUCCUGGUGACAAAAAUGUUCGUUGCACUAUUCUUCUUCUCCUCGAUUAUCAGCCCCUACAGUUCAAACUGGAUCCGCGACUUGCUCGUCUACUGGGAGUUCACACCCAGACUCGACCAGUCAUAAUAUCUGCUCUGUGGCAAUACAUCAAGACUCACAAGCUGCAAGACAGUCAUGAAAGAGAAUUCAUCAACUGCGACAAGUAUCUGGAGCAAAUAUUUGCCUGUCCACGAAUGAAAUUCGCUGAGAUUCCCCAGAGAUUGAAUCCCCUCCUCCAUCCACCAGAUCCAAUUGUCAUAAAUCACGUCAUCAGUGUUGAGGGAACAGAGACAAAGCAGACAGCGUGUUACGACAUAGACGUCGAGGUAGACGACACCCUGAAAACCCAAAUGAACAAUUUCCUCCUGUCGACAGCAAGUCAACAAGAAAUCCAGAGUCUCGACAAUAAAAUUCAUGAGACCGUUGAAACCAUCAAUCAACUAAAAACAAAUCGCGAAUUUUUCCUCAGUUUUGCCAAGGACCCUCAACAAUUCAUCAACAAAUGGAUAAUAUCUCAGACACGAGACUUGAAGACAAUGACAGAUGUCGUUGGUAACCCCGAAGAAGAGAGGAGAGCUGAAUUUUAUUAUCAACCAUGGGCACAAGAGGCUGUUUGUCGCUACUUCUACACGAAAGUACAACAGAAAAGAGCGGAGCUGGAGCAGGCACUUGGUAUACGAAAUUCAUAAGCAAAUAUCUUUCAGUUGCAAGUCCCUCACAGUUUGUCAUAAUAAUCAUGAACUCUAAUAAACUUCGCCACUGGAAUCAUUCAA
Molecule: messenger RNA, 1752 nt
Organism: Fopius arisanus
Lineage: Eukaryota; Metazoa; Arthropoda; Insecta; Hymenoptera; Braconidae
Gene: Bap60
Product: Brahma-associated protein 60
Exons: 7
Coding region: 172-1668 (498 amino acids)
Biological process (GO): regulation of transcription by RNA polymerase II
Cellular component (GO): SWI/SNF complex; nucleus
Molecular function (GO): transcription coregulator activity
Source: RefSeq, a predicted model, not a curated record